AUGUUCACCCUUACGAUGAAAAGUACCUGCAAAUUUUCACCUCCAUAUUCGAAUUAUUUUUGGACAACUGUCUUACAGUCUGAGUGCUUCGUACGCCCUGAGAGACUAGAUUCCUACAUUAUUCGUAGUUCCAUUAUAACUUUCUCACUCA
Messenger RNA from Schistosoma bovis, 151 nucleotides. The record is from the annotation of a GenBank genome assembly. Lineage: Eukaryota; Metazoa; Platyhelminthes; Trematoda; Strigeidida; Schistosomatidae.